AUGGCUUCCAAUAAGGACAGAAAGAAAGCCAAAAAGGCGAACAACGUGGACGAAAACUCGGAGCCUCAACUUUUAUUUCAAGAGGUAAUAGAUGAAACUGAUGUUUUGGAUCUUAAUUUAUAUUCGGACAUUAAUGAUGAAUUUUUUAAUGAAGCUAACCGGGUAGUCCAGUUUUUAAUGGAAGCUAAAAGACAUUUUGAAGCAUCGCGAAUUAAACGAUAUAGUGAUAUUAUUUUUAAUCUUCAUCGUCGGUAUGUAGAUGAAGUAAAUGAUAAUGAAGUUUUACGUCCCCAAAUAUUGUCAUCGGAAAAAAAGUUACGGCUGGCUCUCGAACUGACUUCAACAUCGGAAGAAGCUAUGCAAAAACUUAAAGAUUUGUUGGGGGAUGCCUGGAAAGAAUCAGAUGCAUCAGCUUUGCGAGAACAGUUAGUGCAAGAAAAAUUACAGGAAGUUUUAAUAAAGUGUGAAGGCCUCGCAGACCGAAAUAGUGGUACAACUGAUGACACAGCUGAAUUUGGACAUCUGGCCAAGUAUAAAAAUAUAAUACUAAGAGAACGCGACCGGUUAGCGGGAGAAGUUGUGGACUUAGAAAAACGAUUAGCCACAAAUAGAUAUUACUCAGAAAACUUGGAAUAUAUCAUUCGAAACAAUGAAGAUGCUAUGAGCAAAAUGGCUUCUCGAGCUAAAUUUGCUGAGGGCGAACGCCUAAACGUUGAAUCUAAGCUAAGAGCUUUGAUGAAGACAAUGGAAGAACAAAAAGAAGCACAUGGAAAGACUAUGAUGAAACUGGAUAUUGCGAAUAGAGAAUUAUCAGAAACGACACGUAAACUCAGUCAAAAAAUUUCCGACUACGACAGACAGAGGGUCCACUUAGAUAAAUAUAGAAGUGAAGUUAACGCAUUAAAUAAGGCAAUGCACAAAAAUGAAGAUGAUAUUUCCGACCUAACUAAAAAUCAAAAAAAUAAUGAGGAAAUGAUAAAGCAGUUAAGGCUAAUUGAAAAAGAAAAAUCAAAUGCAGUUUCUCAAUUAACGAGCAGGCUUAAAAAAUCUAUUGAAGAUCAAAAUAAUGCGACAACAAGAAUGUACAAACUAAAUAGAAAAGUCAUGAUGUUAAAUAGUGAAAUAUUAAGGCUUAAAAACAACAUUAAUUCUCUGGAGAAGGAUGUCUUGAAUGCAAAUGGCCGAACGGAUGAUAUUCGUCGUAUCAAAGAGACAUUGCAACGUGAACGGGAUAGUCUUCGAAGUGAUAUUAUAAAAUUAAAUAACACUAUGGCGGACUUAAAACAUGAUAUGAUGUUAAAGGCAAAUAUGAUAAGUUCCUUAAACCUCGAUAUGAAUAAACUAAAUGUAAAACUAGAUGAAGCUUACAUUCUUAAAUCCAAAGCAGAGAAAGAGAGAGAUGAAAUGGCGCAAGAAAUGGAAACUCUUCAUGAACGCAUUGAAAACUAUCAAGACCAAAUCUCUCUGAAGACGAGCCAAGUUAAUGAUCUCACGGAAAAGUUACACGAAAAACAAAGGGAAGUGCACAGUUAUAAAAAACAGUUGGAGUCCGUGCACUCUGAGAAAAUGAUGCUUCAGCGUAAUUUAGAAAAUACAACUCAGGAGCGGGACAAUUUUAGAAUUCUUCAAGCAAAAUCAGGACAUCAAAUUCAGCAAUUGACAACUGAAAUAAGCGCAAACGAAGUAAAAAUAAAUUCUUUAAAUUUAAAAAUAGAACAUCUUAAUAAUUAUAUAAAAGAACUUCAAUCCGACCUUAAAAACAAAGAAAACUUAGUGGCUGCCUUACGUAAGGAUAUGAGAGAAAUGAAAGCAAAAAAUGAAAUGUUAGCAAAGACUAUAUCAAACGAUGAACUAAAAUUUAUGAAAAUGGGUCAUGAAUUGGAAGAAAUGAGAAAGGAACGUAACCUAGUCGGAUUGCAAAUGGUACGACGGAAUGACGAGAUUGUUGUUAUAAAAGAAAAGCUUCAAAUUGCACAAAAUGCCCUUGAUAAUGGAACAACACAAUAUAAUCAACGUGUAGAAGAUAUUAGAUUACUGAAAAAAGAGAUUUCUAAUCUUCACACUGAAAGUGAAUGCCUUAAACACGCAAUUAAAAGUACUGCUGACAUGAGAAAGGAAAUUGUACGCCUCCAGCGUGCUCUUAAUCAAGAACAUAUUCGUAUACGAGCUCUAACUGAAGAUGCAAGAACACCUACAGGAGUACAUCGUUGGCGAAUAUUAAAAGGCGAAGAUCCUAAGAAAUUCGAAUUACUUGAAAAAUUGCAACUACUGCAAAAACGCUCCCUAAAGCAGUCAAUAGAAAACUCUAACUUAAAAAAUAAACUGUGUGAGGCUCAAAAGACUAAUGAAACAUUAAAAAGGAUGCUAUCUCAUAUGCCUACUGUAGAGAUAAAACAUAAGCUAGUUGUGCAACAGCGUAUAAACCGACAAAUGGCCAAAAAACUGAAGACAUUAGCAGCAGAGCGUUCAUUAGACAUGGUGGAACUUAAAUCAAGACAAUGUAUUAUAAAUAGUUUUGCUGGAAAAAUUAGUGAAAUCGGAGAGCUGUCAAUUCUUUCAGAUGGGAAAAACGAAAUAAAAUCUGCAAUUUUAGACGUUAAAAAUGAAAUAUCAAAGUCAAACAUGUCAUUGGUACCACAAGAGUAUAUGGAAUGUGGAUUGUUUUCAGAUGCCGAUACAAAAACAUCAACGAUGUGUGCGAAGUUAACGGAUAUUUUAAAUUCCGAAGUGUUUAAGGACCUGUGA
Drosophila melanogaster (fruit fly) is the source of this 2745-nucleotide messenger RNA. It is a transcript of the gene ORY, whose product is annotated as Occludin-Related Y. The transcript has 8 exons. Lineage: Eukaryota; Metazoa; Arthropoda; Insecta; Diptera; Drosophilidae. Bases 1 to 2745 code for a protein of 914 amino acids. The record is from RefSeq and is marked reviewed.